Nematocida minor is the source of this 1602-nucleotide messenger RNA. RefSeq lists its product as uncharacterized. Lineage: Eukaryota; Fungi; Microsporidia. The transcript has a single exon. The record is from RefSeq and is a predicted model, not a curated record. Bases 1 to 1602 code for a protein of 533 amino acids.
AUGAAAGAGGCUGAAAUAAGAAUAAACCUGAAAGGUCUAAUGAAAGCAUGCAAGUCCAUCAAAGUUACAGACGACCUUCUUGAAUAUAACAACUCAGCGCAGCAUUUAGCCGUGCUAUACAACAUGAUCAACACUGACUUCAUAGAAAUGGAAAGAGGCUCAGAAAGCGAUGAAGAAGGGCAAGAAAUCCUUGACUUGGCCAAGAACAGAAUCUACCAGUACUUUACACACAACCCAUACGGCGUGAAAAUCAUGCACGGUUUAUACAGGGCACUGAAGAGUAAAAAUCAAAAAGAAAUUAGAAAAAUGUCCUUCUGUCUAGCUAAUGAGCUUAUACAGCCGAACACGCUUAUAUACAGCGCAGAGCAUGGAAUAACAAGAAAGUCUGACAAGAACAAAGCACUUGAUAGGCUGGACCCAGAGGAUAACAGCCCUGACCUGUCUUCAAGAACGUGCAUAGUGCAGGUUGACAGCUCAAACCCCUCAAUCCUGGACGACUUAUACGAGUCCACCACAGAGAGCAUGGAGAGAGACUUGUUCGAGUAUUUUGCAAACCUUCUGAUUUCGAAGGGCAGAGAUGUGGCUAUUUUAAAGAAAUACCUGCCGCAGGAAGAACACUGUACUUUUGAAAAUCUGUACACUCUGCGCAGAGGCGAUUCUAUACUCCCGGUGAAUCGCGGGCUGACAACUAUCUACAAAAAAUACGAUGCAAUUAAAAAGCUAGUUGAAGAUGUCAAAGCACUGGAAGCCAGCCCCAAUAACAGGAAGCAGAUCCUCAAAAAAAUCGCCGAUGUAUUCUCCUCUAUGAGAGAGCUGGGCGUGGCUAUUUCCAUCAUCGAGAACAUAGAAAAAAUCAGAAACGAAAAAGCUGCAAACAAAGGCAUAUUUAACGCAAUAGAAUACAUGGCACAUAGCACCGACCUCUUGGGCAAGCAAAGCGAGCCAAAAGUGCUGAAGAUACAAAGCAAUCUAAGUGGCUUUUGCAGAGACUAUAUAACUGGCAGCGCAGGCUUAGAGAAAAGAGUGGGCGAAAAAAAAGACGAGCUGGCUGAACAAAUAAAAGCAAAAAAGGAAGCUCUGGAAGAAAAGAGAAUAGACCGAUAUCAGGCAAUAAGAGAAGGAAAGAGCGAAGAAGAGGUUGAAAGCUUACUUCUUUCUGCUAACAACCUGGAAAACGAAAUAUACGCACUGGAAUGCGAUUACAAAAAAGAGUCUCUACAGCUCCGCAACAUUGCAAAUCUAUGCUUUUUACGCCAGACAGAUCCAAUUCAGAAACAGUACCUACUUGAAAACAUAAAAGAAUUUGGAAAAACACUGGGCGUAAAAGUAGUAAUCGAUGGUGUAGAGGCAGUAGAUGAAAAGGAGAAAGAAGACGAAGAGGAGAAAGAAGAUACAGAAAAAGAGCCUAAAAAGUCCUCUUCGCCAAAAACAGCUUCAAAACUCCUAAAGGGCAUUGGAGCACUAGGCUUUGGUCUUUUUGUGCUAACAUCAGUUAUAUCCAUUAACCGUUAUAAUUCGAAGAAUAAGCCAGUGAAAGACGCUAGCUCUGAUGAUUUGUACCAUUUUGUGGACAGCAGCCAAUUGAACAAUGGAAAGCCCUGA